ACCUCAUCCUUGGGGAAGAAGUAAACAAAAGCUAUUAUCUUGAAACUUUUGGAGUGUCGCACAAGACUCCAAAAGUUAUGGUGUCUUAUGUCUGCUAUAGUAAGAGGUUAUGGUGUUACGAGUUGCUCUGUUCAGAUUUUUUUUUCUCCCCAGUUGUGACUAUGGGGAUUUCAGUUUCCUGCAUCUCUAAGGAAACAACCCUCAUUGAUGAAGAGGACAACUUGUCUUCUCCUGUGGAAGAUGGAACGAUGGAGAAUGGCAAAGUGCCUGAUGUCUCCCAGUUUCCUUAUGUGGAAUUCACUGGAAGAGACAGCGUGACGUGUCCAACAUGUCAGGGCACCGGGAGGAUCCCCAGAGAACAGGAGAAUCAACUUGUUGCAUUGAUUCCAUACAGUGACCAAAGACUGCGGCCAAGAAGGACGAAGUUGUAUGUGAGCACAUCAGUGGUGCUCUGCCUGCUGCUGUCCAGUCUGGCUGUUUUCUUCCUCUUCCCUCGUUCCAUUGAUGUAUCUAAUGUGGGAGUCAAGUCUGUUUAUGUCAGCUAUGACCUGGAUCAGCACAUCGUCUAUCUCAACAUCACAAACACUCUGAACAUCACCAACAAUAACUAUUAUUCAGUGGAAGUGGCCAAUAUUACAGCACAGGUGCAGUUUGCCAGGACGGUGAUUGGUAACUCUCGCAUCAGUAAUGUCAUCACUAUAAGUCCUCUGGACAUGAAACGGAUUGAUUAUAUGGUCCCUACUGUCAUUGGAGAUGAGUUAAGCUACAUGUAUGAAUACUGCACCUUGGAAACCAUCAAGGUACACAACAUUGUUGUCACGACUCAUGUGACCAUCACAGCAACAUACUUUGGCCACUCGGAGCAGAUUUCUGAGGAGAUGUAUCAAUACGUGGACUGUGGGGGGAACACCACCACCAUCAGAGGAAUAACCCGACCAAUUGGCAAUCCAGCUGAGUAAUGGCUCUCACUCAGGCUAGAGGUUUUGAUUUUGUAAAUGUUCAAAACUUGCUGUAUUCAAUCACAAAAGUGUAAAAGUAUAAUUAAUGACAAAUAAAUAUUUGUAAGUGAAGAGAAAGUUUAAUUGUAAUAUAAAAAACUGUUUCUAGCUUACAUAAAUGAAAAGUUAUAAGCAGUUACUAAAAUUAACUUUACUAAUGAUAGUUGUUCUUUGCAAGCCUUUAUAAAUAGGAAAAUAGAAGACAUCACCCAGUUCUACUGGCUCCCUGAAGCACAGACUUUAAAAUACUGUUGUUGGUUUAUAAAUCUCUGAACUGCUUUGCACCAAAAUAUAUUAAAACAUGCUCCACAAAUAAUCAGUCAAGUUCACCUGUACAGCACAUCUCAGCUAACACUAUAUAGUGUACAAUUGAGAAAACCAGUAACGAUCAUAACAUUUUGAUGAGUGCAAUGUUUAAUUUAUUAUGGUUCAAAAGAACUGUUAAUAAAUGGCUUUGAUAAGUUAUCCUUGAAUCUGCUGUAUAUCUCAGUUCCAGGUCCAGUUUUUGGGAUUGGCCCAAUGAUAAGCAUGUUUGCAUUCAAUUUUUCAAUUAUGAUUAAUAUACUACUGUAGUCAUGUUUCUGAAUUUCUGAUUUUUGUUUGGCUAGAUCAUUAUCUCCAUUGUCUAUGAUUCGGUGUUUGGAUGGUCGGUGGUUGAGUUUGGGAGUUUUUUUUUUCUCUGUUAUCAGUCACUGUGUCUGAAGAAAGGAGACUGCUUUUGUUCUCUUUGCAUUGCAGAAACUUUAGAUUCUAUUUACAGCCUCAUCACCUACUAUAAGAACUUAUAGUUCUGGAAGACAUGUUCUACAAUGCUUAACUCUUACAAACAACAAAGCAAAAAAAAAAAUAAUACAACAUUUGUUUAUUCAGGAUGACAAUGCUGAUAAAUUUGUUUUAAUGGUUUCAGCUUAGAUAAGUUUUAAGAUGUUCAACCAUUUAAAUUUCAGAUUUUAAGGAGCUGGAAAGUUUGCUUUGUAAAAGUUCAUUGAACAAUCUUCAUGGUUUAAGUUACCAUAGCUACAAUCUAAUGCUGUAAGUUUUAAUCUGGGAGCUUGAGCUGUUUGUUCACAAACACAGCUUAGUAAAUUACAAUUAUAACUGAUUGUUUUUAAGCUCAGCCAAUUAAGCUACCCUCUUCUCCCAAAAUGAAAUAAUUCUAUGUUGAAAUGCUGUUCGUUGUGCUGAUGUUCUUAGCAGAAAGAGGGGUCCGAAAGUCAAAUUCUGCCCAAGGCCUUGUACAACCUUCGACCGGUCCUGAAUGAUGAGCUAAAUCCACUGAACUGGAUACAGAGGAACUAACAAAGAGAUUAAAUGUAUCUGGUAGAGGCCAAGCUUUUCCAUUUCAUGUCUAUUGAGUUUGUAAUAACCAUCAGCAUGUGUGAGAUGUAAAUGCAGACGGAACACAUAAUUAUUUGCUCACAAAGACACAUAAUUCUCACGGGACCCUCGUCGCGCACCUCUGAAAUACCCGCUGUUUAUGUCUAAACCAGACUUUAUGAAAUCAUUCACUGUUAGAGCUCACAGUCUUUCAGCUUAAAAAGUGAACUUAUAGUUUAAACACAUUUGACUCUUGUCUGACCUGUUGUUAAAUUAUGGGAUGUCCUGUGAAUUUUAAUUGAUUGAUUGAUUGAUUUCAUAACGUGAACAUAACUCAUCACUAUUUCCUUUCGUGUUUUAAGCUAUUUUAAAGAAGUAUGUUAUGGAUUCCUUCCUUUUUGCAUGAUUAUGAUGUAAUUUUAUAAUUUCUUUUAUAUUUUUGAAAUACUUAAACAGUGAUUAUCAUUCUUAAUCUCCUUUCAUUCUGCUUUUAAUGAAACAAAUUUGCAGUUUAAUGUCUUGUUCGAUAUUUGUUUGAAGACAGUUGUCUUCAAACAAGACAGUUGUCUUCAAACAAAGAUAACUGUCUUUGUUUGAAGCCAGGCGUCUUUAUCAAACACUGUUUGGGUAAAUAAUAGAGCAAUUAUUUAAGUCAAGCAAAAAACAUUUUCUUUUAAUGAACCUCUUCACCCGUUUGUUUUGACUUGUCCAGAUCUUGUUUGCACUUUGUUUUUACGUUUGGGUUUAAAAUAUUUAAUAAAAUUAUGAAACCUGCACA
Poeciliopsis prolifica (blackstripe livebearer) is the source of this 3093-nucleotide messenger RNA. RefSeq names its product transmembrane protein 106B-like. The coding region runs from base 78 to 959 and encodes 293 amino acids. The transcript is spliced from 8 exons. The record is from RefSeq and is a predicted model, not a curated record. NCBI's taxonomy places the organism in Eukaryota, Metazoa, Chordata, Actinopteri, Cyprinodontiformes, Poeciliidae.